Molecule: messenger RNA, 405 nt
Organism: Phytophthora sojae
Lineage: Eukaryota; Oomycota; Peronosporomycetes; Peronosporales; Peronosporaceae
Exons: 2
Coding region: 1-405 (134 amino acids)
Source: RefSeq, a predicted model, not a curated record
AUGGUUCAGGACGACCAAGACGCUGCGACUGCGCUGCUUGGCACUUGGGAGAGCAACGAAGCGUUCGGCAACACGGCGCUGGACUGGUCUCAGGCGGUGAAGGACCAGCGCGUGCAGCUUCAUCUCACGUUCGAGCCUGGGAACGCCUACAAGUUCCGAUUGGUGUCAAAAGACGAGGACGCGGACGUGACGUCGAGCUUCCGCCACGUUGCCGCGAGCGAGGGCACGUACGAGCUGCAAGGGGACAAGGGCAUUGCUAUCCAUGGAGACACGUCCGGCAUCAAGUGGACGUAUCUGUUUGAGGAGAAGGACAGUCUGCGGAUUCGGUUAGAGGGAGCGAGGCGCUGGGGCAGAUGCAAAGGUGUGGACGUCAUCUACUUUGCCAGAGUCAAAUCAGCACAGUAG